Molecule: messenger RNA, 2890 nt
Organism: Bicyclus anynana (squinting bush brown)
Lineage: Eukaryota; Metazoa; Arthropoda; Insecta; Lepidoptera; Nymphalidae
Product: venom allergen 3-like
Exons: 10
Coding region: 696-1679 (327 amino acids)
Source: RefSeq, a predicted model, not a curated record
UACCUAUUGGAUUUCAUGCAAAUCGUUUAUCCGUCUAAUCUGUGCCUGUUUUUGAUUGAGUUGAAUAUGCCAAUCUAAAAAAAAAAUAUGACAGUUAAUUUUUUGAAAUUAUUGACUCUUUAGAAUUACUUUUAUCUAUGGUAAAUUAAUAUAUAUGUCAGACUGAAAAACCCUUGACAGAUUCUAACUUCUACAUUUCUUUUCUAAAAAAUCAAAGCCCGAAUCAAUAAUAUUUUUGAUGAUGAUUUUACAGAACGUUUAAAUAUUUACCUACGUUUUUACUUUUUUCUGUGUACAAGGUACGGAGUCAUACAGGUGUGUUGCAACUUCAAAGCAAACUUCACAACAGCCCAGCGUAUAAUGUUAAUUAUUGGAAAACCAUCAUAGAGAUACUUAACAUCUCCUCGUAGUUACAUCAAUGAAUAAUUACCUAUACUCGUAAACAACACUGAAGAAAAAGCUUUAGAAAAACGAUGUAAAAAGGGCUGUUCUGCGUUUGACAACCUUACAUAAACAUUUGGUACAUUUGGUUGCCUGUACUUAUUACCUGUAGGUAAUAAGUACAAGCAACCAAACCUUUCAGUGUCGACUACAGCUUAUUAUAAUACACACACACACAAUCUUGCCUAAAUAUUGUUACUUAGAAGGUCUUACAACGUUUGUAAAUUCUAGGUCUACCAUGUUAAAAAUCAACAAUGCCAACCAUUUUACUACUGGCAUUAUUGAGUCUGUCGCACAGCGCGCUGGUGGAUGAUCGGACGUACUGCGCGCCACGGUUCAAUCGCUUGUGCCAAGGGAAGGGCAGACAUGUUGCGUGCCAGUUCCCUAACCCGGGCGCUGGACCGUCAUGUCAAAACUACACGCGAAUCCAAUUCACCAGUGACCUGAAGCACUUUCUACUUCAUUACAUCAAUAAACGACGACAGCGCGUGGCAACAGGCGGGGAGACCGUCCGCGGCGGAGUACGCUUGCCGCGCCCGCAGAUUAUGAUGUUAGUUAGUUGGGAUCUUGAGCUAGCGACGCUAGCGCAACGUCUCGCCGACCAGUGCUCCUUCGCUCACGACGAAUGCAGGGCCACAGUACGUUACCCGUAUCCCGGCCAAAGCAUCGGGGAGGUGCGAUGGCGCGGCGUCGGCGGCGAGGCAGUGGCGUUGGGCGUCCAUCGCGCGCUGCGUCGGGUGUUGGACGCGUGGUGCGGCGAGCGUCGGCGCGUGUUCGCGAGACAACUCACCGCGCCCUUCAAAUUGACUAGAGAUAUGUCAUGGGGCCACUUCAGUCAGCUGAUAGUGUGGCGGUUGAGUGCAGUGGGUUGCGGCGCAGCGCGGCACGGCGACCAACGCCAGCGCUUGUUGUUGGUCUGCGACUUCUCCCACACCAACAUGCUGGGCCAGCGGACCAUCGUGCCGGGCCCGUUGGCGCAGUGUCCAACGCUCACUGUGAGGCGACCGAGCAGCGCGUAUCCUUUGCUUUGCGCUCCCGCAAAAAGAGCAACUCCAGCAGAGAACUACCAGGAGAGUAUAAAAGAGUACGAUUAUAACAUAGAUACAGAUAGCGGAGAAGACGAUGAAGGAUACAGAACUACAAAAGUGAUAGAUAGAACAAUUGAAAACAGGAAAGGGUUUAAUUUCAAGACAAAAAUGGAGACCAACACGCAAUCGGCCACAAAGGCCCGGCGCUGAAGCACUCUUGCAUAGAUCCACUGAGAGCUUUCUUCGAAGACAGACUGUCGUAUCAUUCGUUUUGGAUAAGGAUGAUUCAGACCAGUUGUUCAGGGAUACAGGCUUCAGUGUUAGCUGGAGGAAACAUACACGAUGAAUAUUAAUUAUGAUUAUUAUAUUAUUUUAAACUAAUUACUUAAAUUAUACUUACCUUAUUUUUUUUUAUUUUAACAAUGUUUAUAAAAUACAAAAUAUAAUACAAAACGCUAUUGAAAAUUUAUUAAAAAAAAGCCCUCCUAUUGUACUCUACCGGCAAUGACGUAUCUAGAAGCGUUUUCGAGAGCUGUUUCAUAUAUCGGGCUAUUGUGGGGAGAUCUAAGUCUCUAUGUAAGUCGUUGUUGCGUAUAAACCACGUGGUCUGAUGCAUGAAUCGGUUCUGAAGGACCUGGAGGGGUUUUAGAAUCGCUUUUGAGCGAUGGGCAAACACUAUUCUAGCGUAUAUGUCAUUCUUGGACGGAUGCUAGGUACAGUCUCAAUUGCCUCAUUCCCACAGUGAGAUGGGACGCAGACCGAAACAAGCUGAAAGACCUAUAUAUAACUCUUCCCAUUGCAACGGAAGGGAGACCUAUAUUUCCGAUGCGGCUGCUAUUGGUCGACAUUAUUAUGUGUGUGGUGGAAAGUUGUUAUAUGUUACAAAUAGUACCUGCUUCCCGCCUAUUUCGUAUAGAUACGUGUCGCCGCCUAGCGUAUAGUAGCGUCAUUCCAUUUCAUACUUUUAUGAUUUCCGGUUAUUAUUGUUAAAUUUAAUUAAUUAACAAAUUUAAAUUACAUAAUAUAAAUUCAUCAUUGGUUAUUUUACUCUUAACAAUUGUGACGUCACGUUAUGAUUUAUAUUGUAUUUAAUUUCUCAACUUUGUGUUUCGAUAUUUUAAUAUUAUUUUACGAUCGUUAUAAAUCUCCUCUAAUUAAUUAAUGUGUUUUAGAUAGAAUUAUAACGUUUGGUUUGUAUAAUAAUACUCCGGAACUAUUAUUAAAACGUACUUGUAUUGUUAACAUAUCCGUGUUACCAACCACUAGCUUUGCAAAUAUUAUAAAAUAGAGGGUUGUUUGGCAGAUUGAUUGAUAUACUACCAUCAGCGUGUAAUAUUAACAUUAUAGCGGAAACUAUGCUGAAAUUGUUAUCGAAUAAAUUUGUGUACAGUGAAAAUAUUAUUUUACUUCUCCCACCUUCU